Messenger RNA from Morus notabilis, 1336 nucleotides. RefSeq names its product probable esterase KAI2. Lineage: Eukaryota; Viridiplantae; Streptophyta; Magnoliopsida; Rosales; Moraceae. The record is from RefSeq and is a predicted model, not a curated record. Gene Ontology annotation, biological process: response to karrikin.
CAGUUAUCCCUCGUCUCCCUGAGAGAGAAAAAAAAAAAAAAAAAACGCUUCCAAGUUACAAGUCCAACAAAGAAACAAAGGAGACGACAGACAGACAAGACUCAAAACAGUCUAGCGGUUUUCACACGAUAAAAAGAAAAAAAAAAAAAAAAAAGAAGAAGAUGGGAAUAGUGUCUGAAGCUCACAACGUGAAGGUUUUGGGCGGUGGGAAUAACAAUAAUAACAACAAUAAUCAGACGAUAGUUUUGGGGCAUGGAUUUGGGACGGACCAGUCGGUGUGGAAGCACCUUAUACCGCACCUUGUGGACGAAUUCCAGGUGAUUCUGUACGACAACAUGGGCGCGGGAACGACAAACCCCGAGUACUUUGACUUCGACAGGUACUCGUCGCUGGAAGGCUACGCCUACGAUCUGAUUUCCAUACUGGACGAGCUCCAGGUCCACAGUUGCAUCUUCGUCGGCCACUCCGUCUCGGGGAUGGUCGGCGUCAUCGCCUCCGUCACGCGGCCCGAUCUCUUCUCCAAGCUCGUCAUGAUCGCCGCCUCCCCGAGGUAUCUGAACGACGUGGAUUACUUUGGAGGGUUCGAGCAGGAGGAUCUGGACCAGCUGUUCGACGCAAUGGGGAAGAACUACAAGGCCUGGUGCUCGGGUUUCGCCCCGCUCGCGGUGGGCGGCGACAUGGACUCGGUGGCGGUGCAGGAGUUCAGCCGGGGUCAGACCAUUUUCCAAAGCGACAUGAGGCAAAUCCUCGGCCUAGUCUCCGUCCCUUGCCACAUUCUCCAGAGUUUCAAGGACCUCGCCGUCCCCAUCGUCAUCUCCGAGUACCUCCACCAGCACCUCGGCGGCGAGUCCAUCGUCGAGGUCAUGUCGUCCGAAGGCCACUUGCCCCAGCUCAGCUCCCCGGACGUUGUCAUCCCGGUGCUGCUCCGGCACAUUAGAUAUGACAUAGCAGCGUGACAUGUAGUAUUUCUGUGUGUACGUAAUGUAAUGUUGAUUUGUAGGUUUAAUUUGCUUUUUUAUUUGUCUCUUUGUUAUGAUUCUGGCAGCUAGUUAAUAUCUUAUCAACAAUCGGUCGUUUUCGUUGUAAUUUUAGCUAGUACUGAUUGUUUAUUAGGGUUGUUAGUUUAAAGGUCGAUCGGCUGCAGUUAUACUUUAAUUGUGUGAUAAAAGUCAACAAGCACCGAUCAAUAAUAAUGUCUUUAUGGAUCCAAAAUGUGGGGUCGCCUCUUGGCUGUUAGUUGUCUAGUCCAAAUAAGAGAAGUAUAAUUAUUACUUCUCUUUCGAAAAUUGUUAUGAUUUUGUGUUUGUGUAGGUUCCAGAUAAAGAUUGAAUUGUCU